CCGCGGAGGCUUGUGGGUCUUUCUCGUGUUACCUUUGGGGCAGCAUGGGUAAGUGCCGUGGGCUUCGUACCGCCAGGAAGCUGCGCAGUCACCGACGAGACCAGAAGUGGCAUGACAAGCAGUACAAGAAGGCCCACCUGGGCACUGCUCUGAAGGCCAACCCCUUUGGGGGAGCUUCCCAUGCCAAAGGAAUUGUCCUGGAAAAAGUUGGUGUGGAGGCCAAGCAGCCGAAUUCAGCCAUCAGAAAAUGUGUCAGAGUCCAGCUCAUCAAAAAUGGCAAGAAAAUAACAGCUUUUGUUCCUAAUGAUGGUUGUUUGAACUUCAUUGAGGAGAAUGAUGAAGUCCUGGUAGCUGGCUUUGGUCGGAAGGGUCACGCUGUAGGUGACAUCCCAGGAGUUCGCUUCAAAGUUGUCAAAGUAGCCAAUGUUUCUCUGUUAGCUUUGUACAAAGGCAAGAAAGAGAGACCAAGAUCGUAAUUUGUGUGAUGCUACUUAGGUCUCUAGUAAAUACCUUCAUCUAACAAAGGAUUUCUAUGGACUGUUGUAUAACUGUGCAGUUUUUUAUAACAUGGAGGAAUUAUCCUGUAAAGAACUGAUUAUCUUUAGCCAAUUGGGUUAUAUGAAUCUUCUGAAUGGACUCUCAGAUCCUGAUCGCAAACAUGUUUAGUCUCAAGUAGCCCCAGUGAAUUCACUGAAUCUUACUGACUAGUACAUACAUACAGCACUGCAGUCUUAACAGUGCAAUCCUGUGCAGAGUUAGUACUGUCUAGGCCCAUUGGAAUCAGUGAGUUUAUACUAGGGUAACUUUCUAUAAGAUUGUAUAGUAAAUUGCAAAAGACUGUGUCUUAACCAAAGAAAUUAAACUGCUACUUUAAAUCUCAAAAUCUUAAUGAGCUUUAAAGAAAUAUUGAACUGGAGUAUGUUGAAAAGACACAGCACCUUAUCCAUUUCUUUAAUCGUAUAACGGAAAGGGUGGAAGUAUUUCUGUCAGUGGGAAUACUCUGGAAAAUUUAAGCCAAUAUAUUUGUUCACGUGUGAGCCUUGCAGUGAUCUUAGAGGCUUGGUGUGAUGUAUUCCCAUUGAUUAGUUUAAAAAUGUGAUCUUGUGUAUGUUGUCUCAGAUGCCAGUUCUAUUAAAAUCUGUGAGAUCUGAUACAGGAUUUGGCUUGGUGAGUAAUUCCUGACCGUAGAGUCAUGCAUGAAGAUUUCUUUUAAAUUUUUAGUUAAAAUUCACAUGCUGAAGUUAUAAUGUAAGAGACCUCGAGACUGAGAGCAAUCUAAUUAUACAAAUGGGCUUAUUCAGUCAGACAGUCUAAUCCAGCUUCAGAGGAUAUCUGUAGCAGCAAUUAAGUAUUCUGAUCUAUGUUUGUCCUGCGUUCUUGGUGGUAUCCUCCAUGUAUUACAGCAUUGGUUGGACAACGUUAAACACUUAACAGGUGCCAGUCCUACCCUGCAUCAGUGAAUGGCUAAAUGGGACAGAAUACUAUUGCAUCUGGUAAGGUAGAGUCCACUUUGUAUUGACAGAGAAGACCUGACACAGGCAUCAGGAUUUUUUUACACUUCAUUUAUACCCUGCCUUUCUCCCCAUUGGGGACCCAAAGCAGCUUACAUCAU
This is a messenger RNA of Gekko japonicus, 1612 nucleotides long. RefSeq names its product 40S ribosomal protein S23. The transcript has 4 exons. Gene Ontology annotation, biological process: translation. The coding region runs from base 45 to 476 and encodes 143 amino acids. Gene Ontology annotation, molecular function: structural constituent of ribosome. Lineage: Eukaryota; Metazoa; Chordata; Lepidosauria; Squamata; Gekkonidae. The record is from RefSeq and is a predicted model, not a curated record. Gene Ontology annotation, cellular component: ribosome; cytosolic small ribosomal subunit.